Molecule: messenger RNA, 3304 nt
Organism: Coccinella septempunctata (seven-spotted ladybird)
Lineage: Eukaryota; Metazoa; Arthropoda; Insecta; Coleoptera; Coccinellidae
Product: WD repeat-containing protein 44
Exons: 11
Coding region: 159-3152 (997 amino acids)
Molecular function (GO): protein binding
Source: RefSeq, a predicted model, not a curated record
AGAAAAAUUUUGACAGAUGUGGCGCUAGUGAGGAGGAAUUUGUAGAUUUCGUUCAUGAGUACAAAUGCAAAUAAAAAUAAUGUUGAAUGUUUUAAAAAAUUUGAACGAAAUGAAGGCAAACUGAUGUUUUUCGAAAAUGCAUCCUCACAAAUUCCAAAAUGUCAAAUAACAGUGAUUCUGAUGAAUUUUACGAUGCCGAGGAAGACGUAUCAAGUCAUCCUAAUAGAAGCAGAAAAUCGCGAACAUUAUCUAGGGAUUUGACGCAGCGAGCGAAUUCUGAGCCUAAUGUCUUCAAAAAAUGCCAAUCGAACAAAGAUGAAGCCAGCAAGGACGAAGAUGAGACUUCUGAAGCAUCCUCAGAUGCACUCGGUAGGAAUAGGAAAAAAUUCAAGGAAUUGAGACAAAAACUUCAAAAUGACGAUGAUGAUCCCCCUAUCGGGGAGUGUGUUCAACCAGACAGUCAAACAUCGUCUGUAGAGGGGGUUUCAGUGGGUCCUAGCAAAAUAACCCAACCGUUCAGGGUGAUCGAACAUGAUACUGUUAGUUUACAAAGUCACAGUUCACUGGGACGGUUGGGGAGGAUUUUAGGAAACGCAACUGACUCAGGAACCAUCCCGGAAAAUGGCAGAAAAGCAGUGUCAGUCUCAGCCUUGUCUUCGAGCUCGCUGGACUCAGGUUCCACACCGAGUUCGAAGGGAGUCUCUCAGUUCCCCAGUAUAUCCACCUUGACCGCUAUCAGACCAGCACAAAACGUAGAGACUCCCGCGAAACUCCAAGAACCUGACGUCAUAGCGAGCACCAAGACAUCUACUGCUACUUCUUCCUCCCUGAUCAAGGCUCCGGUGGCUCCACCCAGGAGAAAAAAGAAGAACAAAGAGGUCGGAUCGCUAAAUUUGACGAAAUCGGCUUCCACGACAACAUUCCAAACUUCUUCCCAUCACCUGGCCAGUCCCAUAAGCACGGUGGAGUCCCUGACCAGAGAAUUCGAGCAUUCCCUUCCCAAACAAUCCUCCUUACCGUCCUCCAAGGAGCCGCCGGAGGUCCAAGAAUCCAAGAGUUCGAAGAGCUCCAGGAACUCCACCUUGAAGUCGGUACAUUCGCUGGACAUAAACCAGGCCCUGAAGGGCCAGUUCGUGGUGAAGCCCCAGGACACCGAGAGUUACAAGGCGAGGAAGAGUUCCAAGGUGGAGAUCGCUGAAAAGGUCGGAUGCAUGUCUUUGGUCAAGGAUUUUUCGAGCUCCGUCGCUGCCGGUACUAGGGGGUCUUCCGGUAGGAGUAGCGUGGGGCAUUACAGCCUGGGACCGCACAGGGGCACGAAUCAAUCGUCGGCUUCCAAUUCGAAGGCUAGGAGAAAGUCGGCGGGCGACGAGAACAUGAUGGCAAUGAAGGUUAGGACUCACACCGAUUCGGGGAAGCAACUAUCUGAUCUUGAAAUAUUGGAACAGGUGACCGUUCUCAAUCUGGACACCGGCGAGAGGGUGCCGCUGAGCGUGGCAGAAGACAAGCUGCCGCAAUGCAUAAAUCCGCUGUCGUUGCACAUCAUGAGGUUGACCUCGGAGUACGUAAGCAGUUCCAGCAUGGAUAAGAACAAGGAGUCGGACGAGGAGAGCGUGGACCUGAAGAAAUCGGAGAUCCCGGUGGUGGACGCGGAGAGUUCGGAGGGUGGUAGGGUGCGUAGGAGGACCGCCAAACUGAAGAGGUUCCUGGACUCUACCGUCAAGAAGACAAUGCAUAAGGCGAAGAGCAUCGCACAAGAAGUGUCGCACGCCCGUCACAAAGAAGACACCAUCGAUAUCAUCGACAACGUGCAUCCCGGAGAGCAGAACAUUAAGCUUAAAACCUCGAACUCGCACAAGGGGCCCUACGAGUUCGAGAAGGUCGAGCACGUUCAGGAGCUGAACGACGAACACGAAGGUCCGAUAUGGUGUAUGAAAUUCUCUUGCUGCGGUAAGUUACUGGCGACCGCCGGACAAGAUAAGGUGUUGAGGAUAUGGAUCGUUAGGGACGCGUUCCAGUUCUUCCAGGAGAUGCGGACCAAGUACAACGCGGAAAAGGUAUCCCCCACCCCGUCGCAGGAAUCCCUCGUCUCCCACCACUCGAACGACGCGAGCGCCAGUCUGGCCAACAUGGAGGCGAUGAACAGCAACCGGGAGAACUCCAAGCUGGUGUUCAUGCCGAAACCCUUCUGCACCUACUCCGGCCACACGUCCGACCUGCUGGACGUGUCCUGGUCCAAGAACUACUUCAUACUGUCCUCCUCGAUGGACAAGACGGUCAGACUGUGGCACAUAUCGCGCAAGGAGUGCCUGUGCUGCUUCCAGCACAUCGAUUUCGUCACGGCUAUCGUCUUCCAUCCCAGGGACGACAGGUACUUCCUCAGCGGCUCGCUGGACGGUAAACUGAGGCUGUGGAACAUCCCCGAUAAGAAGGUGGCCGUCUGGAACGAGGUGGAGGGCACCACGAAGCUUAUAACGGCCGCGAACUUCUGUCAGAACGGCAUGUUUGCGGUGGUCGGGACGUACGACGGGCGGUGCAUCUUCUACAACACCGAUCAGUUGAAGUAUCACACCCAGAUCCACGUGAGGUCUUCCAGGGGUAGGAACGCGGUUGGUAGGAAGAUCAGCGGUAUCGAACCGAUGCCGGGGCAGGAUAAGAUACUGAUAACGUCGAAUGAUAGCAGGAUCAGGUUGUACGACCUGAUCGACCUCAACGUCAGCUGCAAGUACAAGGGUUACGUGAACAUGAGCAGUCAGAUCAAGGCGAGCUUCAGCCACGACGGGAAGUACGUGGUCAGCGGUUCGGAGAACAGGGACGUGUACAUCUGGAAGACCAACCACGACUACGCCAAGUUCUCCUCGGUGAGACGGGACCGCAACGAUUUCUGGGAGGCGAUAAAGGCGCACAACAACACGGUGACCUGCGCAAUAUUCGCUCCUAACCCGGAGAGCAUAAUCAAGAUGGUGGAGGAGGCUACUAGGUCGGAGGCGCAGGAGGACGAAGAUAAUAAGGUGGAGGAUCCGAUAGUGGAACAGCACACGAAGGGUUGCGGGGGGUACGUGUUGGUAUCGGCCGAUUUCAACGGCUGCAUCAAAGUAUUCAUAAAUAAGAUGAAACCAAAACAUAGUUCGUUACCGGUUUCGGCCAUGGCUUAAUGAUUUUUACCGAUCGAAUCGUUGAAAGUUCGCUUAUAAUUUGUUUGUUAAUUCUUUUUAUCCAAAUUUUAUAGAAUCUAAUCGAAAUGAAUAUUGUAGAAAGUUAUUGUAUUUAUUGUAAAUUGGUUGUAUAUAAAAUUUUAGAAAAAUUA